AUGGCGCUGCCUGCCAACUAUAAACACAACAUACCGGGUCCGUCGAUGCCUCCGCAACGGAUACGCCCAUCGGGCUCGGGCGCCGACCGGAAGGACAAUUCCAGCCCCUUCAUGCACAACCCGCAUGGUAAUCCGGCGUUCAACCCGCAAAAGAUGGGUAAGGCUUCUGCUGCGUCCGAGUCGAAAAUGAUUAAGCCACCGAAACCGCCGGAGAAGCCCCUGAUGCCGUACAUGCGCUAUUCGCGCAAGGUAUGGGAUUCGAUCAAGGCUUCCAAUUCCGAUCUGAAGCUGUGGGAGGUGGGCAAGAUCAUCGGUCAACAGUGGCGUCUGCUGCCGGAUUCGGAAAAGGAGGAGUACAUUGCGGAGUACGAGCUAGAGAAAGCGGAACACGAGAAGAACAUGAAGGCGUACCACAACUCGCCGGCCUACCUGGCGUAUCUUACGGCACGCAACAAGGUAAGGCCCGGUGAUGGCGAUGGUCACGAAACAUCAUCGCGGUCUAGUUCGAAGGGCACGCAAGCCGAUCGUCGCAUUGACAUUCAACCGGCCGAGGACGAAGAUGAUCCGGACGAUGGGUACUCGUUCAAGCACGUAGCGUACGCUCGGUUUUCGCGCAACCAUCGGUUGAUAAACGAAAUCUUUUCGGACGCGGUCGUUCCGGACGUUCGUUCGGUGGUGACCACGCAGCGCAUGCACGUGCUAAAGCGCCAGGUGCAGUCACUUACGAUGCAUCAGAUGAAGUUGCAGCACGAGCUGCAACUGAUUGAAGAAAAAUUUGAAACGCGCAAGCGAAAGUUUGUCGAAUCGAGCGAAACGUUUCAAGACGAGCUGAAAAAGCACUGCAAACCGGCAGUGGAUGAGGACACGUUUCAGAAGAUGGUUGAUAGGCAGUACGAAAUGAUGAAACGAGACCGUUUGCGGGCUCUUGAGGAAGCUCAGAAGCCACCCGCACCGGUUCCGGCACCAGCUCCCGCACAACAAACUCCAGCAGGAGCUGCGAAAGCUGAAUCGGACCAACCGCAAGAUCAAGCCGCUACAAACGAAGGCUCUGCUGAGGGUGAUACUCCGGCAGGUCCGAAGGCAGAAUCAACCGAAACAGCCCGUGAUCGGUCACCACCGGCGGCAGCUGUUUCGGACGAAUCUCAAGGAUCGCAGGAUUCUUCGGCUGGUGGACCACAACAACCGCCAGUUGAGAAGAUGGACACUACGGAAGACGCUAAGCCGGAUGCUAAAGAUGAAAAGGUGGCUGCCAAUGUGUCGAAAACGCUGCCGGAAGUGACUAAGGAAUCUGUUACACCGGCUUCGAAUCCUCCUGCCGUUCCAGAUCAGCAAGUUCCGAUUUCGUCGCUUCCACCAGGUGUCCCUCCUACUCCCCCAUCUCAGGGAGGAAUUCCACCAACGCCGCCCGUUGCUACAACACCACCAGCAGAACCGAAGGCGGAAGUUCCGCCUAGCUCCACAGUACACCACACUGGUCCUGCCCAACCACCGCAACAGGCCACACACCAUACGGUCGUUCAUGGUGCGUAUCCACCUCACACCGCUCCAGUAACUUCCGCGCCCUCCGGACCAGCCCCACACCAAGCGCCGAUUGUACCCACGCCCCCACCACCAUCCCACACUCCGGAAUCGCAGGUUCCACCACCGAACGUAACCGUACCGCAUCAUCAGCCACCCCAUCCUCCUCCCCACCACAUGCCACCGCAUAUGCAACCGCAUCCGGGCAUGCCCGCUCAUGGGCCCACAUUCCCCGGCUAUCCACAUGCCGGUUCACCACGUGCACCGUACUAUCUGUCGUCUUACGGGGCACACCCACAACCGUACGGUCAGUACGGACACUAUCCGUACCAUCAGCAGUAUGGCCCUCCGCCACCACCACCCCCCGGUAGCUACGUAACGGGUGCUGUCCGACCACCCGGUGGACCGCCCGGACCGAUGGGACACUAUGGGGAGGUGCAUCCGCAUCCAGAAGCGCACCACGGCUACGGACCACCGCCACCGACGGCCGGUGGCGCUGGCCCACCCAGUGGUAUGCCACCCGCACCGGGUGCACCACCACCCACACCGACGAUGGUUACAGCAACGGCUACUGUAACGCCACCAACGGGAGUACCAUCAGUGUCUCAACCCGAACCGGGUGAGAUUGAACCGGAAAAGGCACCGGUCCCGGUUACCGUUGCGACUCCUCCAGUAUCUACGCCGGCGUCGAAGAAGCGUAAGAAAGGUGGCGCUGCAGCAGCUGCCAAACACGACGAUGCGGACAAGAAAGACGAUUGA
This is a messenger RNA of Anopheles marshallii, 2277 nucleotides long. It is a transcript of the gene Bap111, whose product is annotated as SWI/SNF-related matrix-associated actin-dependent regulator of chromatin subfamily E member 1. Gene Ontology annotation, cellular component: SWI/SNF complex. Gene Ontology annotation, molecular function: nuclear receptor binding; nucleosomal DNA binding. The record is from RefSeq and is a predicted model, not a curated record. Gene Ontology annotation, biological process: negative regulation of DNA-templated transcription. Bases 1 to 2277 code for a protein of 758 amino acids. The transcript has a single exon. Lineage: Eukaryota; Metazoa; Arthropoda; Insecta; Diptera; Culicidae.